Molecule: messenger RNA, 474 nt
Organism: Rubroshorea leprosula
Lineage: Eukaryota; Viridiplantae; Streptophyta; Magnoliopsida; Malvales; Dipterocarpaceae
Source: the annotation of a GenBank genome assembly
GUCCAUAAAACACAAACUAAUUUUUUUUUUUCUUUUGUUCGAUUUCAACCGGAACGCAACGGGUGUCCCCUCACCUUAGCCGAAGAAAAUGGUAGCGAUGGCGCUGCUGGGGGGCUCCUGCCGUCAAAACCUUGACGGUCCUAUCAAACUUCCUCACUCAACCAAUCUGCCUGCUUUUCGUCGCUGCCAAUUCUCUUCUCUGCUCCACUCCGGCGAAACUCCUCUCUCACCAUGCGCGUAGUUUUCUUUACCGUCUAAAUGUAUUGGCGAAAUGAAAUAUGUGCAAAGCCUUCCAUGCUGCUACCGCUACUGGUAUGCGAAACCAUGCUGUCUCGUUUCUUUUCAGCUUUUCUUCUCGGAUCUAGCUUGAUAUGUUUGUUAAGCCCUAGAUUUCUGCCUAAGAAAUGAUCUGCAUUUGGAGUCGACUAGAUUGAAUCGGUGACGCAAGAGAAAUAAUAUAAAGUUUGAAUUUUA